Onychostoma macrolepis is the source of this 3435-nucleotide messenger RNA. RefSeq lists its product as uncharacterized. The coding region runs from base 125 to 1984 and encodes 619 amino acids. The record is from RefSeq and is a predicted model, not a curated record. The transcript is spliced from 8 exons. Lineage: Eukaryota; Metazoa; Chordata; Actinopteri; Cypriniformes; Cyprinidae.
UCGUCUCUGAAUAUCUUCCAAGGAUUGAAAUACGGUGUACUUUUCAGCAUCACUUAUUUGAGAAACAGAGUUUAGUGUAUGCUAUCUUUGCACUCCUGGGCACGGCUCUUGAAGAAAGAACGCAAUGGAAAUUCAGCGAAACAGCAGAAUGUUAAAUAAUCUCCAUCAAUCAUUUGUAUUACAUGCACAGCUCUACAAAAACACGCAGAGGAUGAUAUUGUUGUCUCUGUUACUUCUGUGCGGUGUUUGUGAUGCAGAAACAGAUGAGACAAUGCUAGUGAUGGAAGGAGAUUCUGUAAUUCUACGUACUAAUCUUUCUGAAAUACUGAACGAUGAUACAAUACUCUGGGCGUUUGGGCCUAAAGAAUCGGUCAUAUCUCAGAUAACGAGAAAGAACGACUUUACCUCUCUUUUUGUCACCGAUGAUGUGAGAUUCGCAGACAGAUUGCAGGUGGACCAAAAAACUGGCUCUCUCACCAUCAGAAACACCAGAAACAAACACUCGGGACAAUAUUACCUUACAAUCUCAAGAGAAAAGACCACAUCCAGGAUAUUUCAUGUGGAUGUCUUUGGUGUGGUUGGUGAGACGGAUGGAGUGAAAUCAGUGUCAGUGAUUGAAGGGGAACCUGUCAUUCUAAAGAAGGAUGCUACUGAAUUACUGAAAGAUGAUCUGAUAGUAUGGAGGUUUGGAGAUAAAGGCAUCCUCCUAGCUAAAAUCGAUGUAGAAACUAACAAGCGCUCAUUAAAUGAUGCUGAUGAACGAUUCAGAAACAGACUACAACUAGAUCAAACUGGAUCUCUGACCAUCACAAAUGCCAGAACUGAACACACUGGACUUUAUGAAGUACAGAUCAGAAGCCGCGUGAGCUCACAGCAGUUCCUUGUUACUGUCAGUGCUGAUUUGGGUCGGUCUUCAGCUGUCAUAGUUGUUGCUGUUCUGCUGGUGGCUGGACUUUUAGUUGCUGUUGUGAUUUACUAUCGCCGCAAGAUCUCUGAACUACAAAAACAAGAGGUGUCAGGGACGGAAGGAAGAACUGUCGUUCUAAAGACUGAUACUAAACUACAGAUCGGUGAUGAGAUAAAGUGGUGGUUUGAAGAUGGGAACAAACCCAUAAUCCAAAUCAGUGAAUGGACCAUUACAGACACUGAUAUAGCAUGUGAUACUACUGACGAGAGAUUCAGAAGCAAACUGCUGAUGGGUGGUAAGACUGGAGAUCUCAUUAUCAGUUAUAUCAGGACCAUUCACUCUGGAGUCUACAAAGUACAGAUCAGCGGCAAAACCAGAAGAACCAAAUACAAGAGAUUCAUUGUUACUGUCAGUGUGGAGAAAGUGCCAGUGAAGGUUGGAGAAUCUGUCACUCUAAAGACCGAUAUUGAAAUACAGGAAGGAGAUCUGAUACUGUGGACCUUUGGAGUUAAAAACCGUCUCGUUGUUAAAGCUGAAUCAGGAACACCUAGUAUUAGUGAGAGCUUCAGAGGCAGACUGCAGCUGAAUGAUCUGCACUGCAAUGGAUCUCUGACCAUCACAAACAUCACCAAUGCAGACUUUGGAUAUUUUCUACUACAGGUCCUCAACAGCGAACGGAACAGGUUCAGGAGAUUCAGUGUGAUCGAAGUGAAGAAAGUGUUUGUGAAGGUUGGAGAAUCUGUCACUCUAGAGACCGAUAUUAAAAUACAGGAAGGAGAUCUGAUACUGUGGACCUUUGGAGAUAAAAACAUUGUUAAAACUGAAUCAGGAACAACUAUUAUUGAUGAGAGCUUCAGAGGCAGACUGCAGCUGAAUGAUCUGCACUGCAAUGGAUCUCUGACCAUCAAAAACAUCACCAAUGAAGACUUUGGACAUUUUAAACUACAGGUCCUCAACGGCAAAUGGAACAGAUUCAGGAGAUUCGAUGUGAUCGAAGGAAACAAAGUGAAGAAAUCGACGAAAGCGAAACUACUGCUGAAUGAAGAGGGUGCGCAGCAGGGGACGAGUUCAGUUUAAUAAGACACGCCCAUCACUGUCAAUCUUUGUGACAUCAUCAACACUUGAGCUGAACAAUAUAUUUGUCAUGAAUCCUUCACCACACAGACUGUUUCACCCUUUAACCCCGGACUACAUUUCCCAUGAUCCAUUUCACACGACACUGUUUUGCAAACACACCUGUAGCCAAUCACAUGGACUAUUUAUCACACACACUCACCAUAAUUCGGGCCGAGUAUUGUAUUCAUGUGUCGCUGUUUAGCGUUCCAUUCCAAGUCUUAGUGUGAGUCAGAGUCUUGUUUCGUCUCGUCUUGUCAUUGCCUGAUCACCUGUGUCUUUGAUCCUUGGCUGUUUUUCUUGUCUUGUUCAUUCUCUGCUUGCCCUGAUCUUCGCCUGUAUCCUGGAGUACUCUUUUGUCUUGCCCUAUUUAUCACUGUUUGCUGGUACUGACCCCAGCCUGUCUGACUACGCUCUCAUAAUAAAGCCCGCAUAUGGAUCUGCACGCCUUCAUCACGCAUGGCUUCAUUACAAUAUUUCUGCAUUUAUGAAAAAAAAAAAGAAAUAAAACUUUUUAAAUGCAAGUUUAACAGUUCAACAGCGCAUGGGUUUAAGAAUUUUCUCUGGAAACGUAUUCAAUAUUUUAAACAAAGCUUUGUCAAUUAUCAUUCAAAAGAACUUUUUGGAACUAGUCUACUGUGCCUGUCCAGUUUCUGUGUUUCUGUCGUUUAGUAGAGUAUUAGUUGAAUUUAUUAUGUACGUAUGCAGGCAUUAAUUAAUUGUGAUGAAAAGUAUAUUGAGAAUUAUAAUUUUGUAUUUUGCAUAGUUUCAUAUGUUUUUUUUUAUUAUUAUUUAUUUUCCCUUGUUUUUUUUUUUUCCCUUGUUUUUUUUUUCUUUUCCCUUGUUUUUUUUUUUUUCUUUUUCUCCUUGGUUGAUGUUAAGGAUUUGGUUCAUUAAUUUUUAAUUUGUUGAUGUAUUUAUCAUUAUUAUUAUUAUUAUAUUAUCGUGUUAGGUCAUAUGACCUUGGAUCACCUGGAGGUAUAAAGAGUGUUAUUAGUGUCAUUAGUUUUGUUUAAUUUGUCUGAUGAAGAGCCUGCGUGCUCGAUACAUCAAUACAUCACACGCUAUGUGAAAUAUUUUUAAAUAAAUUUUUGAUAAUUUUGGAGCUUUGGUGUUGCCGACUUUGCAUUUGAUUUUUCUAAUUGUUUUGUGGUCGAGCACUCAUUUGAGAUUGAUGUGCAUACUUUUGUUUGCUUUUUGUAUUUCUGUCGUUGUCCAUGCCAAUAAAGAUUUGUUGACUGACUUGGAGAAAGAGAAAAACAGCAGAUGGCGCUAAUGCAGUAUUAUAGUUUGAGAUGAGUUAAAAUAAAGAUGUUACCGUCGUAAGAAAGUGUACAUGCACACAGUGCGCAUCAAAUUUUCGGGGUUCCCUGGAUAUGUGUUAUGUCUAAUAAAGCUGGAGGAUUUUGGUUUAA